AGAAGCAAUCAAAGCAAAAAAAGUUCUUCAACGAUGUCUUAUGAACAUGAUCUUAAUCACCUACUAAUCGCUAUUGUUGUCAGUAUUGUCAUCCUUCCGUUCCUUGCCAAGGCAACUGAUCAUCAAGUCGGAGGAGAUUACGGUUGGGGUUUGGACGGAAACUACAAAGUGUGGGCUCAAAGCCAAGAAUUUUAUGUCGGUGACACACUUGUCUUCAAAUACCGGAUGGGUGAUCACAAUGUGAUGAAAGUGAAUGAGAGUGACUAUGAAACAUGUACGGCGCCACCGGGCGCCGCCGCCUUGUUCUCCGGUGAUGAUGUGGUGGAGCUCACAACUCCGGGGAACAAACUGGUACAUCUGCGGGAUGCCGGGCCACUGCACCGCCGCCAACCAGAAGCUUGCCAUUACUGUGCUUCCAAGCUCACCACCAUCUUCCUUUCAAGCUCCUCCACCAAAUUAUUCUUCCUUUUCUUGCAUUCCAAUGUAUAGUAAUUUUCAUAUUGUUCUUGUAUUUGCCACAUUGGUUAUGUUGAUUGUGUAGUAAUUAAAUAGUAAUACUCUU
Molecule: messenger RNA, 562 nt
Organism: Dioscorea cayenensis subsp. rotundata (Guinea yam)
Lineage: Eukaryota; Viridiplantae; Streptophyta; Magnoliopsida; Dioscoreales; Dioscoreaceae
Product: blue copper protein 1a-like
Exons: 2
Coding region: 34-489 (151 amino acids)
Cellular component (GO): plasma membrane
Molecular function (GO): electron transfer activity
Source: RefSeq, a predicted model, not a curated record